AUGAACGUGUCCACUGGCGCGCCCGUCACGGCCGAGGUGACUGGGCUCGCCGCGCUCGCGAGCCUCUCUCUCGCCGGGAACGGCAUCGUGGGCGCGGUGGCCGUGUCCGCGCUCCCGGAGCUCCGCUACGUCAAUGUUUCCGGAAACCAGCUCGGCGGCGGCCUCGACGGCUGGGACUUCCCGUCGCUCCCCAGCCUCGAGGUGUUCGACGCCUACGACAACAACUUCUCCUCCUCGCUCCCGGCCGGCGUGACGGCGCUGCCGCGGCUCCGAUACCUUGACCUCGGCGGCAAUUACUUCUCCGGGGUGAUACCCGCGUCGUACGGCGGGAUGCUGGCUCUGGAGUACCUGUCCCUCAACGGCAACAACCUGCAGGGCGCCAUCCCGCCGGAGCUCGGCAACCUGACGAGCCUCAGGGAGCUGUAUCUCGGGUACUACAACGCAUUCGACGGCGGCAUCCCGCCGGAGCUCGGCCGGCUGCGCAACCUCACCAUGCUGGACGUCUCCAACUGCGGCCUCACCGGGAGCAUCCCGUCGGAGCUGGGCGAGCUGGCCUCCCUCGACACGCUGUUCCUCCACACGAACCAGCUGACCGGCGAAAUCCCGCCGGAGCUCGGCAACCUCACGGCGCUCACCAGGCUGGACCUGUCCAACAACGCGCUCACCGGCGAGGUGCCGAGCACCCUGGCGUCCCUCACCUCGCUCCGGCUGCUCAACCUGUUCCUCAACCGGCUCCACGGCCCGGUCCCCGACUUCGUCGCUGCGAUGCCGCGGCUGGAGACGCUGCAGCUCUUCAUGAACAACUUGACCGGCCGCGUCCCGGCGGGCCUCGGCGCCAGCGCGGCGCUCCGGCUCGUCGACCUAUCGUCGAACCGGCUCACCGGCAUGAUCCCCGAGAUGCUGUGCUCCUCCGGCGAGCUGCACACCGCCAUCCUCAUGAACAACUUCCUCUUCGGCCCCAUCCCCGGGGCGCUCGGCUCGUGCGCGAGCCUCACCCGGGUCCGGUUCGGCCACAACUACCUCAACGGCAGCAUUCCCGCCGGCUUCCUCUACCUCCCGCGGCUCAACCUGCUGGAGCUGCAGAACAACCUGCUCUCCGGUCCGGUCCCGUCGAACCCGAGCCCGACCCUGACCGGUUCGGAGUCGCAGCUGGCCCAGCUCAACCUGUCCAACAACCUGCUGUCCGGGCCGCUGCCUGCCGCGCUGGCCAACCUCUCCGCUCUGCAGACGCUGCUGGUCAGCAACAACUGUCUCGCCGGCGCCGUGCCGCCGGAGGUAGGGGAGCUCCGGCUGCUCGUGAAGCUCGACCUCAGCGGCAAUGAGUUGUCCAGGCCGAUACCGGAGGCCAUCGGCCGGUGCGGACAGCUCACGUACAUUGACCUCAGCACCAACAAGCUGUCUGGGCCAAUCCCGGAGGCCAUCGCCGGGAUACGGGUGCUGAAUUACCUCAACCUGUCGAGGAACCAGCUCGAGGAGUCGAUCCCCGCCGCGAUCGGGGCGAUGAGCAGCCUCACGGCGGCCGACUUCUCCUACAACGACCUGUCCGGCCAGCUGCCAGACACGGGCCAGCUGCGGUACCUGAACGAGACGACGUUCGCGGGCAACCCGAGGCUGUGCGGGCCGGUGCUGAACCGGCCCUGCAACAUCAGCAGCGACGCCGGCGGGUCGACGGCCGUGAGCCCGCGGCGGGCGACGGCGGGGGACUACAAGCUGGUGUUCGCGCUGGGUCUGCUGGCGUGCUCGGUGAUCUUCGCCGCGGCGGCCGUGCUGCGCGCUCGGUCGUACCCCGGCGGCGGGCCGGACGGCGCGUGGCGGUUCACGGCGUUCCACAAGGUGGACUUCGGCAUCGCGGAGGUGAUCGAGUGCAUGAAGGACGGCAACAUGGUGGGCCGUGGCGGCGCCGGCGUGGUGUACACGGGACGAGCCCGGUCGGGCGGCGCGAUCGCCGUGAAGCGUCUGAACGGCGGCGGGCGGCACGACCACGGGUUCCGCACGGAGAUCCGGACGCUGGGCAGCAUCUGA
Triticum turgidum subsp. durum (durum wheat) is the source of this 2022-nucleotide messenger RNA. NCBI's taxonomy places the organism in Eukaryota, Viridiplantae, Streptophyta, Magnoliopsida, Poales, Poaceae. The record is from the annotation of a GenBank genome assembly.